Messenger RNA from Lolium rigidum, 2276 nucleotides. Its product is annotated as calmodulin-binding protein 60 D-like. The record is from RefSeq and is a predicted model, not a curated record. Bases 16 to 1977 code for a protein of 653 amino acids. The transcript has 8 exons. NCBI's taxonomy places the organism in Eukaryota, Viridiplantae, Streptophyta, Magnoliopsida, Poales, Poaceae. Gene Ontology annotation, biological process: regulation of salicylic acid biosynthetic process. Gene Ontology annotation, molecular function: DNA-binding transcription factor activity; calmodulin binding; sequence-specific DNA binding. Gene Ontology annotation, cellular component: nucleus.
GGUUUUUUUGGCGCGAUGCAGCGGCCUGGGCGGGGCCUGCAGCGGUCGGGCUCCAAGCGCGUCCUCGACCAGACCAACGGCGGGGGAGGCGGCGGCGGCGGCGGAGGCGGUGACGACGACCAUGCCGCCAAGCGGCCUCGCGUGCCCGCCCUUGCAAGUGUCAUUGUGGAAGCGCUUAAGAUGGACAGUUUACAGAAGCUUUGCUCAUCCCUGGAGCCAAUUCUUCGAAGAGUUGUAAGUGAAGAGGUUGAGCGUGCUUUGGCCAAGUUGGGCCCUGCUAGAAUUCAAGGAAGUGAAAACAGGUCCUCUCCAAAAAGAAUUGAAGGCCCUAAUGGGACAAAUCUUCAGCUUCAGUUUAGAAGCAGGCUUUCUCUCCCACUCUUUACUGGUGGAAAAGUAGAAGGUGAGCAGGGAGCGGCUAUACAUGUUGUGCUGCUGGAUACAAACACUGGAUGUGUUGUCACUUCAGGACCUGAGUCAUCUGCAAAGCUGGAUGUUCUUGUGCUUGAGGGUGACUUUAAUAAAGAGGAAGAUGAGGGUUGGACAGGAGAAGAGUUUGAGGGCCACAUUGUCAAGGAGCGUGAAGGGAAGAGACCUCUUUUGACUGGUGACCUCCAGGUGACUCUUAAAGAAGGUGUUGGAACCAUAGGGGAGCUUAUCUUCACUGACAACUCCAGCUGGAUAAGAAGCAGAAAAUUCAGACUUGGGCUGAGGGUUGCCUCUGGUUUUUGUGAAGGUAUUCGUGUUAGGGAAGCGAAGACAGAAGCUUUUACGGUUAAGGAUCACAGAGGGGAAUUGUACAAAAAACACUACCCACCUGCUUUGAAGGAUGAUGUAUGGAGAUUAGAAAAGGUUGGGAAGGAUGGUGCAUUCCACAAGAAGCUAAAUGCAAGUGGGAUCUAUACAGUUGAAGAUUUUCUCCGACUUCUUGUUAGGGAUCAACAGAGGUUACGAAGUAUCCUUGGCAGUGGCAUGUCAAAUAAGAUGUGGGAAAGCCUUGUUGAGCAUGCAAAGACUUGUGUCUUAAGUGGAAAGCAUUAUAUAUAUUAUGCCAAUGAUUCUAGAAAUGUCGGUGCAAUAUUCAAUAACAUAUAUGAGUUCACUGGCUUGAUUGCUGAUGAUCAAUUCAUUUCAGCCGAAAAUCUUACUGACAACCAGAAGGUCUAUGCUGACACAUUGGUAAAGAAAGCGUACGAGGACUGGAUGCAUGCUGUAGAAUAUGAUGGUAAGGCUCUCCUUAGCUUCAAGCAGAAAAAGAAAUCUGUCACAACCAGAAGUGAUACUGCAGCAGCUUCAACAAGCAACCAUGCUUUGCAUGGUUCGAUCAAUGCACAGAAACAGUUAUUGCCAGGAAAAGCUGGUCAAACGUGUGAAGCAGACGGAGCAAGAAGUGCAUAUAAUGGAAACCAGGCAGCAAACUACACUGCAAACCCUCAAAAUGUCCCGGGAAACAUUACCAUGCAAUAUGACAGAAGUGCACUAUCUUCUGAUAGCCAGUUCAGUGGGUCCUCCCUUCAGACUCAAACGUCCGGAGGCUCCAGUAUGUUGGCAUUGGCACCUCCACAGCAACAGCAACAGGGUUUUGAAUUCUCAGCACUUGGUCAGUCCAUGCAGCCUGCAGGCCUGAGUCCUUUCGAUCAAUGGUCACAGCCGCAGGAGAACCGUGGGGUUGACGACUACUUGAUGGAAGAGAUCAGAUUGAGGAGUCAUGAGAUACUGGAGAAUGAUGAAAUGCAACAGAUGCUAAGGAUUUUGAACAUGGGUGGAGCAUCUAGCAAUCUGGGUGAUGAUGCCUUCACUUUUCCUCCCUUCAUGCAGUCGCCUUCCCCAAACUUUAACUUUGAGGAUGACCGCACUCGUCCACCUGGGAAAGCUGUCGUCGGGUGGCUCAAAAUCAAGGCAGCUAUGCGGUGGGGCAUCUUUGUCAGGAAGAAGGCGGCUGAGAGAAGAGCUCAGCUCGUUGAGCUAGAUGACUAGCAACAUAUCUUAAAUUCUUAACUGCUGGCCAUGGAACUGUUAAGUAUCCGUGACGCAUGGGCUCAGCGAUGCACCCUUUGGAGGACAUUCAGUUCAUGAGCUCUUAAUCAUGGACAAACUCUUUGUCAGUUUUGAGUUUUCUUCUUUCUGUAUAGCUGUUUCACCGUUGUCUCAGCAUUUGCUUUAUUAGUGUGAUGUUGGUACGAACCUUUACCUGAACUGUGUACAACUGUACAUUUAUUUGUUGCGGACUUCAGAAAGGCAUUAAACAUGGCGUUCCUGUUGUCUUUUCAGUAAAA